UGUGAAUAAAUCCAAAAGAAUAACUGAAACUUCAACAAGAAUAAUUGUUUUUCAAAAGCUAGUAGAUAUGAUGUUAUCUGGUUUCGUAGAAGAAGAAGAUGGUUGUUAAUGUCAGAUUUUUAUUUUCUGAAGACAUAGGUGAAAAGUAUGAUCCUAACGUUAGGCUACGAUAUUCCAAUCAUAAGUUUCACUGUAACUAUAUCCAUAUGUGGCUAACCUAUACUUUUGUCCUUGAAUCUGCCUAACCUAUACUUUUGUAAACCGAAAAUAGCCAAAGUCAAACCGUUAAAAAUCAAGGACAGACAAAACCGAACCGACCUGUAUUAGCAAUUAUUUCUAUAAAUGCUGAGCUAUUGGGCUUGAGAAGGCCCAUUGGCUAAAAACCAUUCAAGGUAUAAACAAAAGUCAAAAAUCGCCCGGCACUCGCACACGGCGUAGAUAACGUGUCCGUCGCACGGAGAGAGAGAGAGAGAGAGAGAUCUAGAGGAAGAAGAACGAACAAAAAUGGCAUUGCAAUGGCUGAUUCUGUCGUAUGUGGUUGCUGCCGAGGUCGCGAUCGCAGUCAUUUUGACUCUACCUUACCCUAUGCUCGUGAAGAAACGCGUCGUGUCACUUGUCUCGCUCAUACUCCAGCCUGCCGCCUCCAUCGUCGCCUUCGCUGGAUUUCAACUCCUCGAUCUUUACUGGAAGAAUGAACAUAGACUAAUGUGCUCAUCUGAGGUUUGCACUGCCACCGAGCGGGAUCGCUACGAGAAAUCAAUCUACAAGGCUCAGCGGAAUGUGGUUCUUUGUGCGGCUGGGAUCCUUCUCUACUGGUGCAUUUUCCGCAUCUGCAAGUACAACAAAGACCUUGAGCAUUUGGAGGAGCUAGAGAAGAGAUGCAAGGCAGAGUAGUAGUAGUAUUAGUUUCCCCAAGUCUGCUUCUUCUGUUAUUAAUAUAACCUCGUCUUGUGACUACUUCAAAAUUUUAAACAAGAUAAUGAUUUAUCUCUGAGAACGUCAUUGCACAA
Molecule: messenger RNA, 1010 nt
Organism: Brassica oleracea var. oleracea
Lineage: Eukaryota; Viridiplantae; Streptophyta; Magnoliopsida; Brassicales; Brassicaceae
Exons: 5
Coding region: 505-894 (129 amino acids)
Biological process (GO): intracellular protein transport; endoplasmic reticulum to Golgi vesicle-mediated transport
Cellular component (GO): endoplasmic reticulum membrane; endoplasmic reticulum
Source: RefSeq, a predicted model, not a curated record